This is a messenger RNA of Dendroctonus ponderosae (mountain pine beetle), 1433 nucleotides long. Its product is annotated as Y+L amino acid transporter 2-like. The record is from RefSeq and is a predicted model, not a curated record. NCBI's taxonomy places the organism in Eukaryota, Metazoa, Arthropoda, Insecta, Coleoptera, Curculionidae. Gene Ontology annotation, biological process: amino acid transmembrane transport. Gene Ontology annotation, molecular function: L-amino acid transmembrane transporter activity. The coding region runs from base 399 to 1073 and encodes 224 amino acids. The transcript is spliced from 4 exons. Gene Ontology annotation, cellular component: membrane.
CUCUAACCUCCUAAAAUGGCCAUCAAAGCCUUACAGUGUCCGAUUAUGGCGCACGAAAUAACACCCAGUUAAACUAAUUUAUGUCUAGCCUACAUGAUUCGCUUAACUACCGAAAAUUACGAGAAGGAAAUGGCUCCAUUCUUAGACGAAGUUUAUAAUGAAAUAAUCACACACGACUAACUAGGCGAAUUGCGACUUCGUUCAGUCCAUUCCCGAUGGCAGCGUUAGAAGCAAAUGAAACUCUCCGUCUUUGAACGGUGCGCUUCCCAAAGGGCCUUCUCGCGUCUCCACAAUGGUCCAGUAUUGAUCGGCCGUCUCAACCCCGAUUUGCCAAAAACGUGUCCCGCUUCUUCCUGUGGGAGACCGCGUCGGCUAACGUGCACGUGCAGUUGAACGGGAUGGUCGCCGAUAUGGACGACGAGAAGAAGCACGAUGAGGAAAUCACUCUUAAGCCGAAAAUGACCCUCAUCAAUGGCAUCACGGUGAUUGUUGGCAGUAUUAUCGGUUCGGGAAUAUUCGUCUCGCCUUCUGGCGUUUUGAAGAACACCGGCAGUGUUAAUGUGUCGCUGUUGGUUUGGACCAUUUCGGGCGUCUUUUCCAUGGUGGGAGCCUACUGUUACGCCGAAUUGGGAACCAUGAUCCGAAAAAGUGGCGCCGACUACGCCUACAUAAUGGAAACUUUCGGGCCUUUCAUGGCCUUCAUCAGACUCUGGAUCGAGUGUAUGAUAGUGAGGCCCUGCUCCCAAGCCAUAGUGGCUCUCACUUUCAGCCAAUACGUGAUGAAACCGCUGUUUGUUGACUGCGACCCGCCCGAUAAUGCCGCUCGAUUGCUGGCCGCUUGCUGUAUUUUUGUUUUAACGUUUGUUAACUGUUACGACGUUCGAUGGGCCACCAGGGUACAAGAUGUGUUCACUUAUGCCAAAUUGUUGGCUCUUUUUAUCAUAAUAGCGGCUGGGAUUUAUCAGCUAUACCAAGGUCAUUACUCCAAUUUUUCCUUUAUCAACACCAAGACUGAAGUGACUUCAUUGGCCUUAUCAUUUUACUCGGGACUUUUUGCCUACAAUGGUUGGUAAGUAUUUCAAUAGAAUUUUAACUUCAUUUGCUACUUAAAUUAUUUGCGGUUUCAACUGCAAAAUUGGUGAUUUAGGGAGACUUAUUAAAGUCUUUGAAUCCAGCGUUCAUUGGGCAAUAACUCCCACUAAAUUCUCAUUUUUGAACACUAAUCUACUUGACCAGACAAAUUUAUUUAUUUGCAUUUUAAGCGUAAAAUCUAUUGCUCACAGACAGUGCUAUAGAGUAUUUCUGCAUCAAUAUUUCGGAACCUUAUUUGCUCACCUUAUCAGCUACCAAAACCUCCUCACUUUCAUCAACUACCAAAACACUCUCCUCACUUCAUUGUACAUACUUUCCUGACUGUGUUUCAAUUCCAAAUC